Lineus longissimus is the source of this 1873-nucleotide messenger RNA. RefSeq names its product 2,3-bisphosphoglycerate-dependent phosphoglycerate mutase-like. NCBI's taxonomy places the organism in Eukaryota, Metazoa, Nemertea, Pilidiophora, Heteronemertea, Lineidae. Gene Ontology annotation, molecular function: intramolecular phosphotransferase activity. Gene Ontology annotation, biological process: glycolytic process. The transcript has 6 exons. The record is from RefSeq and is a predicted model, not a curated record. Bases 82 to 843 code for a protein of 253 amino acids.
AUACUGUAAAAUCGCCCAGAAGGACGGCCAUUUUUUUCUUAUUUCGAUUGCCAGUGGGCAGUUACUCUCCAAUUCUGCACGAUGUCCACGGCAGCCAAGUACACAGUUGUUAUGGUGCGACACGGAGAGAGUGUCUGGAACAAGGAGAAUCGCUUCACAGGCAUGACCGAUGUUGACUUGACGCCUCUUGGUGUUGAGGAGGCGACAAACGGAGGAAGAAUGUUAAAGGAAAAGGGUUACACCUUCGAUGUUGCAUAUACCAGUCUUCUCAAGCGGGCGAUCAAAACUCUCAACUUGGUCCUUGACGAGAUGGAUCUCGAUUGGAUCCCUGUCCACAAACACUGGCGAUUAAACGAGAGAAUGUAUGGCGGACUUCAGGGACUGAACAAGUCCGAAACGGCUGCAAAACAUGGCGAGGACAAAGUAAAGAUCUGGCGACGUUCCUAUGACACACCCCCACCAACGCUGACAGUUGAUGACGAACGAUGGCCUGGCCAUGACCGAAGAUAUGCGGAUAUGGACCAGAAGCUUGUACCUGUCACUGAAUGUCUGAAGGAUACCGUCGAGAGGGUUCUUCCUUACUGGUUUGAUCAGAUCGUUCCUGCAAUCAAGAGGGGCGAACGAGUCCUGAUCUCCGCGCAUGGUAACAGUCUCCGCGGUUUAGUGAAGUACCUCGACAAAAUCUCAGACGCUGAUAUUCCUGGCAUGAAUAUUCCAACCGGUAUUCCCCUCGUUUAUGAACUCGAUGAAAAUCUUCAACCCGUGAAACACUAUUACCUGGCAAGUGAGGCUGAUGUCAAAGCAGCAAUGGAACGCGUUGCAAACCAGGGCAAGGCCAAGUAAACAACAGCGAGGAAAUCGACAGCAUUGACAGCUUGAUUAGCAAUUAGAUUAUUUUAUUGUUGCUAUGGCAUAGGAGAUACCCCUUAUGAUUAUUAAAUCCCCGAGACUUUGUUCAUAUUUUGGGUUGUUACUGAUUGUUGUGCAAAAGCAUUGUGAUGUGGUGGUUUUCUGUUUUCUUUAAGACUGUCACAGCAUCAUGCAUCUUAUUCAGGGUAUGGUUCUUAUGAUGAAGUCAUGAUAUGAACUUUUACUUACUUACUUAGUCCUCUUCAUGCCAAGAGGGCACAUAAGGUUUCGAUCUUCAGUCUCCACCCUGUCCGGUCGGCAGCCUGUCUGCGGAUGUUUCCCCAGGUCCGACCAAGCGGCCUUAUCUUCGUUAUGGUGAAGUCAUAUAAACGGAUUGUGCCAAAAUUUCAUCAUGUGCUUCUGAAUAUUAUGUGCUGGUAAUUUUCUGCCCAAACUUGCAUGUAGACUUAGAAGGCCUGUCUUUAAUUUGUUAUCCAAAAUAAUCAACAUCCAUAAUAACAUCACUAGAUAGUUUGUUUCAUCGUGUAGUCUAAGGGUAUGACUUGGGGUUCUCUGGACACAGGCAGGGUAUCUUGCCACCGUUAUUAUCUAGUAAGGCCUCAUCAUAUCAGCCAUGUAGAAAUGGUCUCAAAAUAAAUACUAGUAGUGCACGGCCAUUUUAAACGUUAUUGAGGAAAUGGUCAUUAAAUGACUAAAACGAAAACUGUUGUGAUAAUUGUACAUGUUAGUUUUAAAUGUUUAGCUUAAUUGAAGAACAUGUACAUUGAUGGUAUUGCUUAUUUAGAUUAAAAAGUCGUAGUGCUUAAUUUGGUUGUGUUCUCAGUAUUUUAUCAAAGUGUUUCAUCAAUUCAUGUGCAGAGUGUUCUGCAUGAAAGGUAUGUUAAGUUAUUGCUUAAGGCUGCUUAUAAUUCCUCAGACUAUGGUAUUGACAGUUGAUAAAAGAGACGAGUUAUAUCGUGCCUGGUGGAUGUACUGUUUAGAAUAAAAUUCAAUCCAAUGUAAA